AUGAGUUCAGUGUCAACUACUACUACUACUACUACUACUAAUACUAAUACUAAUACUAAUACUAAUACUAAUACUAAUACUAAUACUAAUACUAAUACUAAUACUAAUACUAAUACUAAUACUAAUACUAAUACUAAUACUAAUACUAAUACUAAUACUAAUACUAAUACUAAUACUAAUACUAAUACUAAUACUAAUACUAAUACUAAUACUAAUACUAAUACUAAUACUAAUACUAAUACUAAUACUAAUACUAAUACUAAUACUAAUACUAAUACUAAUACUAAUACUAAUACUAAUACUAAUACUAAUACUAAUACUAAUACUAAUACUAAUACUAAUACUAAUACUAAUACUAAUACUAAUACUAAUACUAAUACUAAUACUAAUACUAAUACUAAUACUAAUACUAAUACUAAUACUAAUACUAAUACUAAUACUAAUACUAAUACUAAUACUAAUACUAAUACUAAUACUAAUACUAAUACUAAUACUAAUACUAAUACUAAUACUAAUACUAAUACUAAUACUAAUACUAAUACUAAUACUAAUACUAAUACUAAUACUAAUACUAAUACUAAUACUAAUACUAAUACUAAUACUAAUACUAAUACUAAUACUAAUACUAAUACUAAUACUAAUACUAAUACUAAUACUAAUACUAAUACUAAUACUAAUACUAAUACUAAUACUAAUACUAAUACUAAUACUAAUACUAAUACUAAUACUAAUACUAAUACUAAUACUAAUACUAAUACUACUACUACUACUACUACUACUACUACUACUACUACUACUACUACUACUACUACUACUACUACUACUACUACUACUACUACUACUACUACUACUACUACUACUACUACUACUACUACUACUACUACUACUACUACUACUACUACUACUACUACUACUACUACUACUACUACUACUACUACUACUACUACUACUACUACUACUACUACUACUACUACUACUACUACUACUACUACUACUACUACUACUACUACUACUACUACUACUACUACUACUACUACUACUACUACUACUACUACUACUACUACUACUACUACUACUACUACUACUACUACUACUACUACUACUACUACUACUACUACUACUACUACUACUACUACUACUACUACUACUACUACUACUACUACUACUACUACUACUACUACUACUACUACUACUACUACUACUACUACUACUACUACUACUACUACUACUACUACUACUACUACUACUACUACUACUACUACUACUACUACUACUACUACUACUACUACUACUACUACUACUACUACUACUACUACUACUACUACUACUACUACUACUACUACUACUACUACUACUACUACUACUACUACUACUACUACUACUACUACUACUACUACUACUACUACUACUACUACUACUACUACUACUACUACUACUACUACUACUACUACUACUACUACUACUACUACUACUACUACUACUACUACUACUACUACUACUACUACUACUACUACUACUACUACUACUACUACUACUACUACUACUACUACUACUACUACUACUACUACUACUACUACUACUACUACUACUACUACUACUACUACUACUACUACUACUACUACUACUACUACUACUACUACUACUACUACUACUACUACUACUACUACUACUACUACUACUACUACUACUACUACUACUACUACUACUACUACUACUACUACUACUACUACUACUACUACUACUACUACUACUACUACUACUACUACUACUACUACUACUACUACUACUACUACUACUACUACUACUACUACUACUACUACUACUACUACUACUACUACUACUACUACUACUACUACUACUACUACUACUACUACUGCAUCUUCAUUUAUCACCGGAGAUUGUCGUCAUGGAAGAAACAUAGAUCGAUUCAUGGAGAAAGGAAUGUGUUUAACAUUUAGCCAUCCAGCCAGCUAG
Messenger RNA from Trichobilharzia regenti, 1974 nucleotides. The record is from the annotation of a GenBank genome assembly. Lineage: Eukaryota; Metazoa; Platyhelminthes; Trematoda; Strigeidida; Schistosomatidae.